Molecule: messenger RNA, 413 nt
Organism: Penaeus monodon (black tiger shrimp)
Lineage: Eukaryota; Metazoa; Arthropoda; Malacostraca; Decapoda; Penaeidae
Product: KRAB-A domain-containing protein 2-like
Source: RefSeq, a predicted model, not a curated record
GGACAAAUGCAGAUGAGCCACCCCUGCAUUAUGUAACUAUUGAGGAGACUUUGGACGUCAUCAAAUGUGCUCAUGUUGCAACAGGACAUGGUGGGCGUGACCGCAUGAUUAAGGAGUUACAACAAAAAUAUGCCAGCAUCACAACAAAGGCCUUGGACGUCAAAUGUGCUCAUGUUGCAACAGGACAUGGUGGGCGUGACCGCAUGAUUAAGGAGUUACAACAAAAAUAUGCCAGCAUCACAACAAAGGCCUUGGAGCUCUUCAAAUCACUGUGUGAGGAAUGUCAGAAGAAAAGGAAAAGACCAAUGACUAAGGGUGUUGUGGUGCAUCCUAUCCUCAGCAAGGAGUUCGUAUCUAGGGGCCAGGUUGAUUUGAUUGACAUGUAGUCAAUGCCACAAUCCAACUUUAAAUGG